Oppia nitens is the source of this 897-nucleotide messenger RNA. RefSeq names its product palmitoyl-protein thioesterase 1-like. The annotation marks the transcript as partial. Gene Ontology annotation, molecular function: thiolester hydrolase activity. The transcript has 2 exons. Lineage: Eukaryota; Metazoa; Arthropoda; Arachnida; Sarcoptiformes; Oppiidae. Gene Ontology annotation, cellular component: lysosome. The record is from RefSeq and is a predicted model, not a curated record.
AUGUGGUUGCCGACAGUAUUACUGACACUACACGGUAGGGGCGAAUCGGCUACCGCUGGCAAUGCCCAACAUUUUGUCGAUCGACUAAACGGUUACCUAAAAAACCAAUCAAUUCAGUCAUUGAAAGUCAUAAACAUAGGUCUGAGCGACUCGAGUACCGAUGACUACGACUGGUCAACCUAUCGGUCGAUGAGCUAUCAAUCCGGACAACUGUGCCAACAGUUGCGUAGACCACAGAUUUGGCAACAAUUGAUGAAUACAACUCAGAGUAGGCGUAUAGUUUUGGUAGGUUUUUCGCAGGGAGGCCUACUAUGGCGCGGUAUGCUAUGGGGUCAGUGUUUGGAUCCAUUGCUACCCCGUUUGGAUCGACUGAUAACGUUUGGCGGUCCCCAUUCGGGUGUAUUCGGUAAACCUGAUUGCCGGCAAAUGGAUACCCGAUACCCGGCUCUGAUCAAACUAUGCGAUUGGCUGCAAAAGUUUGAUGACCUAACCGGCCGUGGACCGGGACUAUACGAUAUUGUUAUGUACACUGAAUUGGCUGAACUGGCAUUUUCGGCGGCCAGCUAUUGGAAUGAUCCGUCAAGUAGUCGCCAAUCUAGGACAUGGUUAGCCCAGAUUGACAAUCAAAACAAUGGUGACACCAAUGGUACUGAUAAAUACCUGUCCCGUAAACUCGGUCGCGGUUUAGCGCUGAUAGCGUUCGGCAAUGAGUCGACAGUUUUGCCGCCAAUUAGUUCCCAAUUCGGUUCGUGGGAUUCAAUGGCCAGAAAUUGGUUGCCGUUUAAUGAGACUAAACUCUAUACGGAUGAUUGGAUUGGUCUAAAACAAUUGGACCAAAAUGGCCUAGUUCAAUUUUAUACAAUUCCAAAUGAAACACAUAUGUCUAUACCGGAUGAU